Oncorhynchus nerka (sockeye salmon) is the source of this 1618-nucleotide messenger RNA. RefSeq names its product LIM domain only protein 7-like. The record is from RefSeq and is a predicted model, not a curated record. NCBI's taxonomy places the organism in Eukaryota, Metazoa, Chordata, Actinopteri, Salmoniformes, Salmonidae. The coding region runs from base 484 to 1152 and encodes 222 amino acids. Gene Ontology annotation, molecular function: protein binding. The transcript is spliced from 10 exons. Gene Ontology annotation, biological process: regulation of signaling; regulation of cell adhesion.
CCUACUCCUAACCUACCCCUAACCUACCCCUAACCUACCCCUAACCUUAACCACCCUGCUUACCUUAUGCAUAACCCAAACCUCAGAUGAAGACCCAAAAAUCACAUUUUUGUAGCCAUAUUUUGGACUUUGUGGCUGUGGAAUCUGACUUUGUGGCUGUGUUAUUUAGUGGAAUUCCUUCACUGAAGGCAGCGACGUGAGCAGCGAAGGCCGCGUUAUGACUCUGUGCCGCCCCCUGGUGUUCAGUAAAAGAGAAACACCGUCAGCUGCAGAACAGGACGACGUUUCAAACAUCAGGAAACGCCCACUUUAGUUUAUCGCACGUGUCAAUAAUGUUUGGUAUCAAGUGACCCCUUGCGAGGCGCGCGGAAGUCAAUUAACGGGAAUCAUUCUCCGGUGAGCAGAGUUUAGACUUUCAAGUAUCGCAGCUGAAGUUUGACGCAGAAUACAAGUCCCUUGUGUGUUUGAGGCCUGUGUGGUAAGAUGGAGUGGCGAGAACAGACCAGUGUGACCUGUGAAGACGCCUUCACUGAGGCUCAACGGUGGAUGGAGGAAGUGACAAAUAAAUCAUUCGGAAGCAACAACUUCCGCUCUGCUCUGGAGAAUGGAGUCCUGCUCUGCCAUCUAAUCAACCAGUUGAAACCAGGCCUUAUUAAGAGGGUGAACACGCUGUCUACUCCAAUGGCCGGACUGGACAAUGUGAAUGUGUUUCUGAGAGCGUGUGGGACACUCGGUCUACACGAGGCUCAGCUGUUUCAUCCUGGAGACCUGCAAGACCUGUCCACACGUGCUACACUCCGGUGUGCAGAGAGCAAAAGGAGGCUGAAAAACGUUCUAAUCACCAUCUACUGGCUGGGUCGGAAGGCCCAGGCGGAUCCCUUCUACUCUGGCCCUCAGCUCAACCUCAAAGCGUUCGAGGGACUACUGGGCAUCGCUCUGUCCAAGGCUCUAGAAGAAACCCCCAGAGGCAGUGUAACAGACAGGGACUACAGUGAUGUGAUCUACCCAGAGAGGGAUGAUGAGCUGCUGCCUCUAACCCGGUCCCAGACACCCGGCUACAGCAGAGAGGACUCCGUAGAGAGCUUUAACUCGGCCCUGAGCUUCGGCUCAGGGAAUCCCGUACCCUCAGCUGUAUCUCUGACUCCAUCCUGAGGGCCGGCAGCGAGGACUCCAGCAGUGACGUGGAGGCGGAGAACUCUUUUAGGAUGAAGGCGGCCGAGGGCAGAGAAUCGGGACUGAGGAACUGGGGCAACGUACCUGCACCCUUCCAGAGGAAGAAACGUGAGGAAAACCGAAUUAAGGGCUGCCUCCCGAGCCCCCUCACCAGCCGAAAGACAACAGGUUCCUCAGGGUGAUUCAGGCUGUGACAUCACUCCCUGGCUCGUUGUUCCUGUCUUGUCUGCACCCCCUCCAGCCAGCCACCCCCUCCCUCCAGCCGCCCCUCCCUCCCUCCAGCCACCCCCAUCCCGACUUUACCUUCACCCCUGUAUCCCAGUUCAGUGCUUUGUGCAACCGAAAAUGAACUAUUUCCGAAGAAGUAGAUUUUAAACUAGGCUUGUGUGGUAUCCAGAUUGUCAUGUCUUCAUACCGACCUUUGAUCCAUCCUGAGAUAUUCAGU